GGUAACGUCACGCUAUUAUGAAUGCAGUGAACUAGCGGCUUUGCUCCAGCAGGAACUGUCCUUAUAAAUUAUUAAACUCAUGGUCGGCUUCUUGACAGUAAAUGUGCACUAAUGAUGCACUACUCAAACUGGCUUAUUGACGUGAAAAACAGGGCAAGCCUUCGAAAUGCGUGCAAAACACCACCUAACACGGACUGGAACAACAGGGGAAAUGUUGUGGACCUGCAGAACAACAACCCGCAGCCUAAUGAGAAAACCUCCGAGCUAAUGGUCACCACCCACCUCUGGAAAACAGGUUACAAAAUAAUCAAAAAGAUCGGGGAGGGCACAUUUUCAGAGGUGGUGAAAACUCAGAGCCUGAAAGAUGGGAAGUUUUACGCAUGUAAAACCAUGAAACAGACAAUAAACAGUCUGGAGCAGGCCAACAACCUGCGGGAAGUCCAGGCAAUGAAGAGACUGAGCCCUCAUGCAAAUAUCAUCCAGCUACAUGAACUGAUUUUUGACAAAGAAACUGGAACCGUGUCUUUGAUCUGUGAGCUGAUGGAGAUGAACAUCUAUGAGUACAUACAAGGAAGAAAAACACCACUGCCUGACCAUACAGUAAAACAUUACAUGUACCAACUUUGCAAGUCACUGGAACACAUGCACAGCUGUGGGAUCUUUCACAGAGACGUGAAGCCUGAAAACAUCCUUAUAAAACAAAACAUUUUGAAGCUUGGUGACUUCGGCUCAUGUCGGAGUGUGUACUCCAAGCCCCCGCACACAGAGUACAUCUCCACGCGCUGGUACAGAGCCCCGGAGUGCCUCCUCACUGAUGGCUAUUACAGCCUAAAGAUGGACAUCUGGAGCGCCGGUUGUGUCUUCUUUGAAAUCAUGAGCUUGAAUCCUCUCUUCCCUGGAGGCAAUGAGUUGGACCAGGUUGCUAAGAUCCAUGAUGUGUUGGGGACACCAGAUCAAGGUCUUCUCCAAAAGUUCAAACAGUCGAGAGCGAUGCAUUUUAACUUUCCCCCAAAGAAAGGCACCGGUAUCUCGCGGUUAGUCCCUAACUGCCCAGCUCCAGCUCUGUCACUGCUCUACCAGAUGCUUGCCUACGACCCAGAUGAACGCAUCGCUGCAGAGACAGCCCUGAGGCACACGUACUUUAGGGAAAUCAGGAUGGCAGAGAAGAAAGCAGAGACUCUUCACAGAGUUUCUGGGACUAUGGAUGGCAUGGGGAGCAGUGUGAUGCAAAACUCUUUACAACACAUCUGGAGACCAACCAGACUCGGCAAACAACUGAGGGGAAGACACACAAGACAAACGCCUUUAAUGAGUCACAACAUGAAGCAUGUAGCAGACCCCCUCAUCAGACGAAACGUCCCUCAUUACGCAGCAGAGCUGCCCAAGAUUAACAUGGUUGUACCAGGACCACAGAUCUCCUUCCCAGUCUCCACUCUGCCUGCGUUUACCGUGACUCACCGAGGCACACUGCCAGCCAUCACGUCAAAAAAGUGCCAGUCACAGUUGGCCAAGCCCCGGGAUGAGUCACACCGCGCAGCUUUCAAGACCUACUAUAUGCCACCUCUGGAUAGGAAACAUGGAGGCUUCUGAGAGCCAAAUACGCUGAAGUAUUACAUUUACAAAUGCCUUUCAAAACAGGACAGACCUGUCCUGACAAACAGAUUGCUGAGAGGACACUGUUUGGACAGGCUUUAUGUUGAAAUCUGUAAAACAUGCUCGAGAAAGAAACGCAAUGAAGUCCACCAAAACUGUCAUCUCACCAGUUAUUAGGACUGCUGCACCAAACUGUUCAACCUUGAUUGUAAUGAGGAAAUUCAAUGUGACCUCAACUCAAACAAUGUAUUCUUUCAUAUAAUGUUGGAUAAAGAUCAAGUAGCUUUAGUUCCUUAGUUUUACUUGACCUUGUCGGGUGUCACACGUUUACAACCCUUUAACAACAGACUUCAAACUGAGCCUAAUGUAGUACACACACCUAACAGUAUGACAUUUGAUAGAUAGGUAAACAGCAUUUAACAUUAGUGAUCAACAUUUUUAACUUCUUUUAAAGUAAUAUGACACCUUUAAAGAAGUAAUCGCACCACUAGGACUUCUUCAGGUUGUACUAUUUUACAACUUUAGAUCAAGCUCUGUUGACACUGAUUAACAAAAAGAAAAGACUUAAAUGUUAAAAUAGCCACAAUUCUUAUCAAUUCGUCACCCUUCACUAACACACCUACAUUUACCAUUUUUUAAAUGAUAAAUUGAAUGAGACGACCAGUUUCUAAUUACAGCGUAACAAAUGACACACUGGGGACCUGAAAGGUCCAACAACCGAAUAAUUAAUUUCCUGGUCGAGAGAAAAGAUUCAUCUCACAGCAUGAAUUCUAGACAUAAAGAAAAGCUCCACAGGAGCAUAAAAACGUCCUGGAGAAGCCGAGGCAAAGCUGGAAACUUAUAAAUGCUACAUAGUAGCUUUAAUAAUCCACUGAGAUUUACAGUGUAAAGUGAGAAAAACUCCACAGUCAAGGUUGAAUUCCCUUUCUAAGGACUAUAUAUUUGUGAUAGCAUGUCUUUCAAAUUACCAUGAUUGAAGUCCUCAUGAUUUGAAAGGUAAUAGUCUUCCUGUACAAAGGUCAGCAGCAAACACAUUCUCAUGAACUCAUCCUCAGCCACGUGUUUCGAGAUGUACUUUAAAUGCACAUUUUGUGAUCUAGCUGUAAACUAAUUAAACAGCUUUGAGUGGGAUACAAAAGACAGAAAUUGAAUCGUUAAAAAGAACUGAGCUUCCUUUUAGAUGAACCAUGUACAUGGAAACACCUGUGUUGAGAUGCCUGGAGAAUUGUUGCUGAUGGGACGUUAGAAAGUCAGAUGAUUGAAUGUUGUUUAGAGCGUAGCUUGACCUGUACCUUCAUACUCCUAACUUGAGGCACUGUGGCUUAAAAAAGAAGAAAAAAAAAAGUACCAUUUCAUGCAGAGCUGUGAGCUCAUUAAAACGGACUGUGACUCAGUCUGCACUUUAUUGUGUUUGUUAUUGUGUCAGAGUAAAAAAAAUAUCAAGUAUCAUUUGUAUGAUGUUGUCAUUAACCUGCAUUACAAAUAAAACAUAAUAUAUGCACAAACCGUUGACACAAAAA
Messenger RNA from Stegastes partitus (bicolor damselfish), 3113 nucleotides. It is a transcript of the gene mok, whose product is annotated as MOK protein kinase. Gene Ontology annotation, molecular function: protein kinase activity; ATP binding. The record is from RefSeq and is a predicted model, not a curated record. The coding region runs from base 112 to 1590 and encodes 492 amino acids. Lineage: Eukaryota; Metazoa; Chordata; Actinopteri; Pomacentridae. Gene Ontology annotation, biological process: protein phosphorylation. The transcript has 12 exons.